This is a messenger RNA of Vicia villosa (hairy vetch), 1707 nucleotides long. RefSeq lists its product as uncharacterized. The record is from RefSeq and is a predicted model, not a curated record. Bases 128 to 553 code for a protein of 141 amino acids. Lineage: Eukaryota; Viridiplantae; Streptophyta; Magnoliopsida; Fabales; Fabaceae. The transcript has 3 exons.
UUUAACAAUCAAACUCAAGUUCAACAACUACACCUUCCCUUACAACACAGACGACAAGUUCCAGACAAGAAAAAAAGUGGAUAAGAUAAAACCUUAACCACAUCAACUGGUGCUUUACGAAAUUACGAUGUCUCUCACCACGGCAGCUCUCACGCUGCCGCGAAUAUCACCAGUCAUAUGUUCUGCGGCACAUAAUCGGCAGACAGCUACCGUGAAAACAACUGACCAAAAGCCACCACAAAACUUAGGUUUCCGCGGCGGCAAGAAAAAGGAAUCGCCUUGGCAUUGUGUAGAAGGCUGUGGAGCUUGCUGUAAGCUUCAAAAAGGUCCUUCUUAUCCAUCUCCCGAAGAGAUUUUCACCAAUACUUCAGAUGUUGAGCUCUACAAUAGUUUAAUAGGACCCGAUGGAUGGUGUAUUCAUUAUGAAAAGAGUACUCGAAAAUGUUCCAUUUACUCUGAUCGUCCAUAUUUCUGUCGUGCGGAGCCUGAGGUGUUUAAAUCGUUAUUCGGAGUUAAAGAGAAGAAUUUCAACAAAGAGGCUUGCAGGUUAUAGUGUGCUCAAACUAGGUGACUAUAGUGUGCUCAAAGAAAAAAAUGAACUCAAACUAACUCAUAAUGCCAAUAAACUUUGAUGUCAUAUUAUAUUGUUUCUAAUGGAUUGUUGAGCAGAUUACUACAUCGGAGCCCUAUUUUGUAUAUACAAAUUUAUGAAUCGGGAUAGUUACAUGUCAAACCAGAAAAAUAAUUUUUGAUCUUUUCUUAUAAGCAAAACAUUACGGUUAACCCUAUUCUGUACAAAAGGUAUAUAUUGUUUACUAUCAUUAUAUCAACGAACUAUCAAGACCUAGAUCAUCCUCAAUGCCAUCUCCAUUUUCAAGUAAUUUCAGAAGAUGGUCAAGCAGAAUCAGAACAUGAAGUCAGAAGUAGAAGCACUGAAGUUCUUAUGGUAUCACGCUCAAGCUCUUCAAAGUCAGAAUACAAGAAGAUGCUCUGCACCAAGCUGUUGAUUAUGAUAUUCAAACAUUAUUAUUCACAAACAUGAGUCCAGAAGCAAGUACAAGAUGACAGGCUAUUAAGUCUAAUCUCUGACUGACAAAAGGAACGUUAGAAGCUACAAAAGGCAAAGUCAGUAAAAGCAGCAAAAGCAUGGCUCGAGGUAGUUGACAAAAGUGUGAAACAUUAAAUGCAAAGUUGUACUAUUCACGCAAAGCAUUAAAUACAACCCAACGGUCAUCUUCUCUCAAACGCCUACAUAUAGAAGUUCUGAUCAGAAGCAGAAAAGUGAAAUCUUGCGAAAAAUACAAAAACGCUGUCAAAUUCAAAGCUCACGAACUUCAUCUUCAACCUCACAAACUCUUGUAAUAUUUAGUGAGUGUUAAGCUUAGAACUUAAGAGAAAUAUCACUGUUGUGAUUAUAGCUUUAUAAGAAGCAAUCUAUACUCUUGUAAACAUUAUUUUACAUUGAUUGUAAAAGAUUCCUAGAGUGAUCAGUGUGAUCAGUAGACUCUAGAAGACUUAGAAGUUUUCUAAGUGGUGAUUUCCUAAAGUGAUCAAGUUGUGAUAUGUAUACUCUAGAAGACUUAGAAGUUUUCUAAGUGGAUAACCAUUGUAAUCAGUUGGUUUAGUGGAUUAAAUCCUCAGUUGAGGUAAAUCACUCUAAGGGGGUGGACUGGAGUAGUUUCGUUAAUAACGAACCAGGAUAAAAAU